Molecule: messenger RNA, 273 nt
Organism: Oppiella nova
Lineage: Eukaryota; Metazoa; Arthropoda; Arachnida; Sarcoptiformes; Oppiidae
Source: the annotation of a GenBank genome assembly
AUUUAUUAUUCACAUAGCAAUACAUUCAUGAUUUCCAUCAAAAUAAUGAUUUAAAAAGUGAAAAAUAAGUGUCAAAAUCUGUGGUUAUAUUGAAUAUAGUGUGGGUGUGUCUGAAGAAUGUCUUGUGGUUUCUUCGGCAGUGACUCUUCCGUUGAUUUUGACAAUAUUUCGCACGAAUUCCGACCCCAAAGACAGUUGCGGUUAAUAUGCGGCUACAACUCGUGGCAGUGGCUGUUCCUCAUACUGGCCACCAUCCAGGUGUCCGCAAUUGUC